Molecule: messenger RNA, 853 nt
Organism: Sitophilus oryzae (rice weevil)
Lineage: Eukaryota; Metazoa; Arthropoda; Insecta; Coleoptera; Curculionidae
Product: probable phosphomevalonate kinase
Exons: 4
Coding region: 101-664 (187 amino acids)
Biological process (GO): isopentenyl diphosphate biosynthetic process, mevalonate pathway; cholesterol biosynthetic process
Cellular component (GO): cytoplasm
Molecular function (GO): phosphomevalonate kinase activity
Source: RefSeq, a predicted model, not a curated record
UAUAAACGUCACCGAAACAUCAACAAAAUGAAAAUUAUGUAUUCUUUUAAAUAUUUUACUCCACCUUUUAAUUUACAUACGAUUUCCUUUCAACAAAACAAUGCAGAAUCCCAAAAUAAUCCUUUUAUUUAGCGGUAAAAGAAAGUCUGGCAAAGAUUUUAUAUGUGAACAAAUAAAAAACAUACUCAAAGAAGAAUGUGAAAUCGUACGAAUUUCGGGACCUCUGAAGAAGUUAUACGCUAAAAAUCAUCAACUGGAUUUCAAGGAACUGAUGGGUGAUGGUCCGUAUAAAGAAAAAUACCGAAUUGAUAUGAUAAAUUGGAGUGAUGAAGUUCGUAGUGAAGAUCCAGGGUACUUUUGUAGGGCUGCUUGUAAGGAUGCUAAAAUUACUCCAGUUUGGAUAGUUAGUGAUAUUCGAAGGAAAACUGAUAUUAAUUGGUUUAAAGAGAAUUUUAAAAAUUUAUGUGUACUGAGAAUUUAUGCUGAAACAGAUGUACGAAUAGCUCGUGGAUACAAAUACACUGAAGGCAUAGACAACGUAGUAUCUGAAUGUGAUUUGGAUGAUUUUGAGCACUGGGAUCUACAAUUAUCCAAUAAUAAUUCUGAUGAAAGCAAAAAAGCUGUUGAACAAAUUAUAGCAAUUACAUCAGAACGCAUUAAGUAAUAUUUUUUAUAUAAAUAAUUAUUCAUUCAAUAUUUAUGUUUAGAGCCUUCAAAUAAAACUCAUAUAUUUUGAAAAGAUUUGUUUAUUAGAAAAAAAAACACAGUUUGUCAUCCAGAAUAUAAUUAUACCAAAAAAAAACGUCAGACUUUCUGUAAUAUCUUAAAAAAAAUGCAACAGUUUUGUAAAACC